AGUUUGAAAAUUUGUUAGAACCUUCAAACCAACCACUUGAACAUGAAAAUCCGACAGAAGAUAAGAAAUCUUUUGAACAUAAAACCUUACAAGAACAUGAAACUUCACAAGAAUGCAAAACCUCACAAGAGUGUGAAAUAGCACAAGAAUGUGAAACUCUACAAGAACAAAAAACCUUCCAAGAAUAUGAAAACUUACCUGAAACAUCUGAAAGCAGCAAUCAUAAUAAUGGUAUAUGUUAUACACAAGUUUUUACUUGUGACCAUUAUGGAUUCUUCAAACCAAAGCUCAAGGAUUCUAAUAAAAAAUCAAGGAAUGUAGAAUCAAAAAAGUAUGGUUGUUCAUGGUUUAUUCAUCUCAACCACAACCAAGAUGAUGAUAAAUAUUAUAUUUCACAAGCUACUCUUCACCACAACUACCCAUUGAUUUCUCUACAGCUUAUGCAUAUCUCACCUUCGAGCUGUGAAAUAUCUAUGUAUAUUAAGGAAGAAAUAUUACUCUCAAAAAAAGCAGAUAUUUCAAUGACACAAAUUCAGUUAUUACUUGUUAUAAAAUAUGGACCAGCCAUGAAAAAAUGGAUAAUUCGAGAUCAAAAACAUAGAGAUGAUCCUGAGUUUUCUUUUGAGUUUGAGUUGGAUCAUGAUAAUUACUUGAAGUAUGUUAUUUGGGCAUAUUCAUUACAAAAAUGA
This is a messenger RNA of Cetraspora pellucida, 689 nucleotides long. Lineage: Eukaryota; Fungi; Glomeromycota; Glomeromycetes; Diversisporales; Gigasporaceae. The record is from the annotation of a GenBank genome assembly.